ACAUUCCCACAAGGAAGCACCCAUCACUGCGGUGUACUUCCCUCUUUACAGAUCACUUCAAAAAGUAAAGGCUCCAGAAGGAAACGUAUUUUGUCUGUGAAGUCGGAAUUUGAAGAAAACCUUUUUUUAAAGCCAUGGGGAUAUUAGAGCUCUUUCUCCAAUCCUCCAGCUCUAUCUCCCUGUUGGGGGCUCUGCUGGUCCUGCUGCUCAUCUACCUCAUCUCUUCCUCCAGCUUCAGCUCCCACAACGAGGGAAAGGAACCUCCAGGACCAAGACCGCUUCCAGUACUGGGGAACCUGCUGCAGCUUGACCUCGAGAGACCCUACAACACAUUACUGAAGCUUUCCAAGACAUAUGGAUCAGUGUUCACUGUGUAUUUCGGACCCCAAAAAGUGGUGGUCCUGGCUGGGUACAAGACGGUGAAGGCACUUGUCAAUCAUGGUGAAGAGUUUGGAGACCGAGCUGCAAUCCAAAUUGUGGAGGACUUUAAUAGUGGACAUGGGGUUUUAUGGUCUAAUGGUGAUUCGUGGAAGGAGAUGAGGCGCUUUGCUUUGACUAACCUGAGAGACUUUGGGAUGGGCAAGAAGGCGAGUGAGGACAAAAUCAUUGAGGAAUGUGAACACCUCAUUGAAGUAUUCAAGAAAUUUAAAGGUGAAGCUUUUGAUACGACCCAACCAAUGAACUAUGCAGUCUCUAAUAUUAUCUGCUCCAUUGUUUAUGGCAGCAGAUUUGAAUAUGAUGAUCCAGAGUUUACAUCCCUGGUAGAUCGAACAAACAUGAACAUUCAACUUGUGGGCUCCCCGUCUGUACAGGUGUACAACAUGUUUCCAUGGAUUGGUAAAUUGAUUUCUGUGAAGAGGGAAGUCAAUGCAAUAGGUGCUGCCAACAGGAAACAGAACUUACGGUUUUUCAGUCGUUUGAAAGAGACCCUCAAUCCACAGAUGUGCAGAGGCUUUGUGGACGCCUUUCUGGUCCGAAAGCAAAAUCUGGAGGAAUCUGGGAUUGCCAAUAGUCAGUUCAACGACAACAACCUUUUGCACACAGUUCUAAAUCUCUUUGCUGCUGGCACUGACACAACAGCAACUACGCUGAGAUGGGGACUUCUGUUUAUGGCCAAAUAUCCCAAAAUACAAGACCAGGUCCAGGAAGAGGUGAGCAGGGAGAUAGGAAGUCGUCAAGUGAAGGUUGAGGACAGGAAGAACAUGCCUUUUACGGACGCUGUCAUCCAUGAGACACAGAGACUGGCCAACAUUGUCCCAAUGGCGCUGCCUCACAAAACGACCCAAGAUGUCACCUUCCAGGGACACUUCAUUAAGAAGGGGACCACGGUAUAUCCUCUCUUAACAUCUGUCUUGUAUGAUGAGAGUGAGUGGGAGAGGCCACACAGCUUUUAUCCUGCUCACUUCCUGGAUAAAGACGGGAAGUUUGUCAAGAGGGACGCCUUCAUGCCUUUUUCUGCAGGUCGCAGGAUUUGUCUCGGAGAGAGUCUGGCCAGGAUGGAGCUCUUCAUCUUCUUCACCACCCUCCUGCAGCACUUCCGUUUCACUCCUCCUCCUGGAGUUUCAGAGGAUGAACUGGAUCUGACUCCACGUGUUGGCUUCACCCUCAACCCUUCACCCCAUAAACUGUGUGCCGUUUCCCUUAUGUGAGCAGUAGGGCU
This is a messenger RNA of Etheostoma spectabile (orangethroat darter), 1660 nucleotides long. Its product is annotated as cytochrome P450 2K1-like. Gene Ontology annotation, cellular component: cytoplasm; intracellular membrane-bounded organelle. NCBI's taxonomy places the organism in Eukaryota, Metazoa, Chordata, Actinopteri, Perciformes, Percidae. Gene Ontology annotation, biological process: xenobiotic metabolic process. Gene Ontology annotation, molecular function: heme binding; iron ion binding; oxidoreductase activity, acting on paired donors, with incorporation or reduction of molecular oxygen, reduced flavin or flavoprotein as one donor, and incorporation of one atom of oxygen. The record is from RefSeq and is a predicted model, not a curated record.